Messenger RNA from Temnothorax curvispinosus, 3212 nucleotides. RefSeq names its product triokinase/FMN cyclase-like. Gene Ontology annotation, molecular function: glycerone kinase activity. Gene Ontology annotation, biological process: glycerol catabolic process. NCBI's taxonomy places the organism in Eukaryota, Metazoa, Arthropoda, Insecta, Hymenoptera, Formicidae. The transcript has 10 exons. The record is from RefSeq and is a predicted model, not a curated record. Gene Ontology annotation, cellular component: cytosol. Bases 1432 to 3186 code for a protein of 584 amino acids.
GAUACGAAUCUGUUUCAUAUUAUCGUAGUCAUACGCUUGAUAUUAGAACGUUAUUUGGAAAAGAACGUAGACAAAAUUUUAAAGUGGUGAAUAUUUUGAAAUUUAUGCGAAUGUGACGAAAGCUCAGCGAUUGAAACAUCUUCUGGUUGUAACUUUGAGGUAAAAAGAUAAAUUAACGUUAUAGUGGUGACAUCUCUCGUUAAUUAGGCGCAACUGAUGGUCGUGUUGAUCGUUAUUAUCGGUAAUAAAAUAAAUAGCUCGAUUAUAAAUAAAAGAAUACGUAUUCACCGAUGAGAUACUAUUGAAGACCAUGAAUUUUUGGCAAAUUAUCAUGACUGUCAAUGGAAGCCCCCGGAGGCCUGAAAAUAAUUGAAGAAUAUCGAUAUUAUCGGCUGUAGAUGGAAAAAGAAAAGAAAAAAGGGGUAAAAUAAAUAAUAUUGCAUAGUUUUUUUUAAACUUUAAUUUUAUUUUUCUUAUUUCAUUUAUAUUAGAAAAAGAUCGUAAUUAAUUUUCUAAAACUUUCUCCUUGCCAUUGCCGCCAACCGCCGUCGCCAGAUCGUUAGAUUUUAACAUGGAGUUCUAUAUUAAUUAUUUUAUAUACCAUGAUAUGUACAUGCAUAUUAAUAUAAUUUAUUAUAUUUUAUGCACGUGUGAAUAAGAUAUGAUCCUUCAAACAUUUUUCGUAUUAUAGGCUACAUGAAAUUGUAAAUGGAAUUCUAUUCGGAAUUCUAACAUGCGUUAUAAAUUAUUUGAAAUAAGCAAAAGAAAUAUAAAAGUGUACGUUAUUUUUUAAUAUAAAUAAUGCAAGACUGAAUCGUUUCCAGAUUACUUCCAGAUUAUAUGUAUAUGUAUAUACCAAUCCAUAAAAACCGAAAGUUGCAGAGUUUCUUUUCUCGUGGACUGCUGAUACACACCUUGACACACACAUUGAUUUUAAAAAAAGUAUACUUUUCAUAUCAUACCACAAUAUUUCGCUUUAAUUGAUGUCUCAAAUGUAACGUCCAGUCUCACUGAAUAAUCAUCGUGCUUUUCGGCUAAAUAGUCUCUCACUCCCUCGGUUGUCUUCUAAUCAAGAGAUGAUUGUUGAACUGACUGCAUCUAAAUCUCCAUUCUCAAGUAACGAUUGCAAAAUCACGCACGUUAGAGUCGUAUGUACGCGAGAGAAACAUAAAUCAUUCACUGUGCGGCUGGAUGCGUUCCGACUCAUUGUCAGACCCGAGCGAGUCAAGAAUUGAAUGUACCAUCAAUUCCGUUACACUCCGUCCAAUUCGUAAAUCUCGGUUAUCAAAAUACGUGAAACGUCACACGAAGCUUUCCGAUAACCCGGGAUCUAAAGGCAGAGAUUACUCGAUUUACGGAUCUCGUUGAAAUUGAUCUCGAUUCGUUCGACGUGGUAUUUAACGUUGGUGAUCCGUCUGACUGCGACUUACGAUGGCAACGUUGAAGAAUUUGAUUAAUUCGUUGGACGAUGCCGUGUCUGAGACUCUGUCGGGAUUAUCCUACACGUAUCCGCAAUUAGAGCAUCACGUAUCGCACAGAGUGGUACUGUCACCAGACUAUAGGAAUCGUCGAGAUAAAGUGGCCUUGAUCUGCGGCGGUGGUAGUGGACACGAGCCAUUUGCUGCAGGCUUCGUUGGCAGCGGCAUGUUGACAGCUUCUAUAGCGGGAUCUAUCUUUGCGGCGCCGCCAUCUACUCAUAUCACGUAUGCUCUUCGAUGCGUCGCGGAGAACAAUAAAGUUGGUAUUGUGGUCGUGGUGCCUAAUUACACGGGGGAUUGCCUGAAUUUUGGUAUAGCGAUCGAGAAGGCUCGACGAGCGGGCGUCAUGGUGGAGGAAAUAAUCGUCGACGACGACUGCAGCAUUCCCGAAAACGAACUGAGCGUCGCCGGUAAGCGCGGCCUGGUGGGCAUGCUAUUCGCUAUCAAAAUCGCGGGUGCUCUCGCCGAGAAGGGCCUUCCUCUGUGCGAGGUGGCGGAAAUUGCGCGACGCGUUUCACAGAGCACCGCGACCUACGGAGUCGGGCUGUCCGCGUGCGCAAUACCAGGUCAAGGUCUCAUGUUCGAGCUCGCGCAGGAUGAGAUAGAGUGUGGGAUGGGGAUGCACGGAGAAGCAGGAUACGAGAGAAUUAAGCUCAGGACCGCAUCCGAACUGGUGACGCUAAUGCUGAAACGCAUUUGCGAGACCUUAUCUUUGUCCACUAAUGACUCGGUCGCGGUUAUAGUCAAUAAUUUCGGUGCUCUAAGUCAAUUGGAGCAGGGAAUCGUCGUCUACGAGGUUGUAAAUCAACUUCGAAACAUGGGUAUAGAGCCUGUUCGCGUCUAUUCCGGUACUUUAAUGACAUCCUUAAACAGCGUCGGGAUACAUAUAAGUCUGCUAAAGUUGAUCGAAAGCCAUCGGGACAUAUUUGUCGAGUGUCUCGACGAAAAAACGACGGCACCUUGCUGGCCAGGCUGCGCCUAUAGCAUUCCUUCGACGUUAACGAGCACGCCGUUGAAGGAUUCGGAGAAGAAAAAAAUAGAAAAGAUAGGAAUAUCAUUAAACGCGCGCGAUCAGCGUUUGAUCGAUUCAUGCUUGAGAGACUCCUGUGCCGCUAUUAUCGAGAAAGAGGCGUAUCUCAACGGGUUGGACCGCGGUUGCGGAGACGGAGACUGCGGAUCGACAUUGAAACGAUUUGCCGAUGGUAUUUUAGGUAAUUUAGAUAAUUUAUCAUUGUCGCAUCCGGCAGCAUUAUUAUCAGAAAUAGCGGAUAUUGCGGAGGAACGUAUGGGCGGCACUUCCGGAGCUCUGUAUUGUUUAUUUUUUACGACUGGCGCGAAAACGAUGGCGUCACUCGAGCAAGAGGAGGAUAUACGGCGCGUUUGGUUUUGCGCAUUCCGCAGCGGAUUGAAUUGUUUAGAGAAAUACGGAAAAGCGAAAGUCGGUGACAGAACUAUGAUCGAUACAAUGUACGCGGCAUGUACGACAUAUGAGAAAUUGUUAAAGGAAGAGGAUCCGAGCGAUUUUUAUGAUAAGAUAGCCGCGGCGGCGUGGGAAGGAUGCUAUUCUACGAGAAAUAUGAAACCAAAAGCGGGGCGAGCCAGUUAUAUAAAACAAGCUCAGUAUUUAACGGAAGUGGACGCUGGAGCGUAUGCCGCGGCGAUAUGGACCGCAGCUAUCGUACGGACGAUUACGCAUUUCAAGGAAUAACAUAUUCGUUAUCUUUCUUUCUCCCU